Messenger RNA from Talaromyces stipitatus ATCC 10500, 978 nucleotides. RefSeq lists its product as uncharacterized. The record is from RefSeq and is a predicted model, not a curated record. Bases 57 to 785 code for a protein of 242 amino acids. Gene Ontology annotation, biological process: kinetochore assembly. Gene Ontology annotation, cellular component: kinetochore. The transcript is spliced from 3 exons. NCBI's taxonomy places the organism in Eukaryota, Fungi, Ascomycota, Eurotiomycetes, Eurotiales, Trichocomaceae.
AUCAAUCACGAGAUGCAACCUUCUACCUUCUGACGACAACUAAUAUAAUUCCGUUCAUGGCCUCAAAUGACAAAGAUCAGAAUGUGUCUAUUACGUUAGGCUUGACGGAGGCGGAGACGGCCCUGCUAGAUUUGGCAGCUGACGAUCGCCGAGAAGUCUUGUCGCUUUCUAGCAAGGAGGAGCUACUAUUGCAGCUUUACGACCAGAUUCAGGAACUGGAGCUUGAACGCGCCAUUUUAGAGCAAGAUCCAGAGGAAACUGGCACCGAAGAUGCGGAGGAGCAACUCUCAGUCGCAGAGCGCGAACUGCUAGAAGCGCGCGCGACUUUUACAGUGCGAAGGAAAGCCACUGAAUCAAUACUCAUCACGGAUCCAGUUCUGAAAGCAGUGCAUAUGAAGGCAGCAACCCCUGCAGAAAGAGCCCUUCUUCCGCUGACCAACCGCCGAGACGUACUUUCCCUCGUUUAUGAGAAUCUAGCCAACGCGCGAACCGCUACAGUUGAAGCACUGUCAAAUGCAGAGGUUGAGAAUCUACGUUUAAUGGAACAGAAUAAAGGACUGGCCUCUGAGCUUUUGGAGCUGACCGCCCAAGAGACAUCGUGGCGCGAUCGAGUCGAUGACGAAGCUUUGAUAGCCCGAAUGGAGGAGAUUGAACAAGAAUACAAAAAGACCCGAGCCCAGCGCGACACUAUCAAGAGUGUCUUAAGCGCAUUGGUAGUAGGAAGCGGAGUUGACUGGGCUCGCGAUGACCGACUGCGCGAUUCGGUGCUUGAGGAGCUUGACUGAUACUUCAACACAUUUGAUGAGCUCUUUUACUCAAUCAUCGUUUUGUUUGAGGACCACCUUAUAUCAGAGCCCUACGAGGCUGAUUGUUUACUUGACGAUGGCUCUUAUCCAAUCAUGUUUGACGAUAGUGGGUACAUUAUCUGAUUGGUUCAGAUGCUGCUCUGCAAAAGUGACAUGCAUUAAUAAUUUAAAA